Prunus dulcis (almond) is the source of this 794-nucleotide messenger RNA. Its product is annotated as NAD(P)H-quinone oxidoreductase subunit N, chloroplastic. Lineage: Eukaryota; Viridiplantae; Streptophyta; Magnoliopsida; Rosales; Rosaceae. The transcript has 4 exons. Gene Ontology annotation, molecular function: oxidoreductase activity, acting on NAD(P)H, quinone or similar compound as acceptor. The record is from RefSeq and is a predicted model, not a curated record. Gene Ontology annotation, cellular component: membrane. Bases 79 to 771 code for a protein of 230 amino acids.
UAAUGGCAUGAUCUCCCACCAUCACUAUCUUUCUUCCAAGUUAGAAAGAAACCUGCAACAUAAAAGGCAACAAACAGAAUGGCAGCUGCAAACUGCUUCAAGCAUGGAACAAUUCUACCAGUCUCGGCCAAUCUCCAGCACAAGCAGCUACCACCAAGAAACAGCUGCACCAUAAACAAGGAGCCCAAGGGAAACAGAAACAUGAUGCUUAUGAUGGGUUUGAGUGGAAGACAAGGUAAAGCAUUCAAACGUGUUGGGAUGAUAAGGUGCAGUGGGAGAAGUAUAGAGGACUUCAUAGGAGGAGACUUGGUGAAAUUUGAUCUCGGCCGUUGGCUUUCGGACGUGGAGGAGCACAAGGCCCUGGCUGUCUACUCUCCCCAUGAGGGAGGCUACGAGGGCCGCUAUCUUAACCGCCUGAGAUACCAGGGUUACUAUUUCCUGGACCUUAGUGCCCGAGGCCUCGGUGAUCCUGAGACCACCCUCACCAAGGUCCAUCCUGUUUGCCCGCCUCAUCUAGGGAAGCAGCCCAUAUCAAGGUGGUACUUUCCACCAGAAGUUGAUUACAGGCUUGCCGCCCUGCCUCCAAAGGCCAAAGGCCUUGUGGUCUGGAUUAUUGAAGCCAAGGUUCUGUCAAAGGCAGAGCUGCAGUUUCUUGCUCUGCUUCCCACACUCCGGCCCAAGGUCAGGGUCAUUGCCGAAUGCGGAAACUGGAGGAAAUUUGUAUGGAAACCACUCGAAGAAAUUUCAGGAUUAACUGCUAAUGAGGGAUGAGAACAGUAGCAAAGACACAGCAG